AUGUCAAACAACGAUCAAAACCCCGGACUCCUCGGUGGCCUUGGCGAUACCCUCGGCAAGACAGUCGGCGGCGUGACAAACACACUGGGCACGACCGUCAGCGGCCUCGGCUCAACCGUGGGUAACACAACCGCUGGCCUUGGACAGACUGUCUCGGGUGCAACUGAAGGUGUCGGGAAUACCGCGAAGGGUGCUGGACAAGGCUUGCAGAGUGGUGUUUCUAGUAUCGGGGGACAGAAGCAGACUGCUGACAACCCACUUGGCUUGAAUAACUAG
This is a messenger RNA of Penicillium paradoxum, 276 nucleotides long. RefSeq lists its product as uncharacterized. The transcript has 2 exons. NCBI's taxonomy places the organism in Eukaryota, Fungi, Ascomycota, Eurotiomycetes, Eurotiales, Aspergillaceae. Bases 1 to 276 code for a protein of 91 amino acids. The record is from RefSeq and is a predicted model, not a curated record.